AUGGAAGGAGGAGAAGGAGGAGGAGGAGGAGGAGGAGGAGGAGGAGGAGGAGGGGGUGUUGGUGGUUUCUGCCUUGGAAAUUUACCAAACAACCCCUCCAUACGUAGACCAACUACACCAUUAACAGCAGUGGACAGGUUCUUAUGGGGUCGAAGCCAUUUCUCAGAGCAACAGACUCAAAGCAAUGUUAAGAACAAUGAAACACUGAUUUCUACAAAUGGGUUGUUUGAUUUAUCUUCAUCUAAUGGUGCAAUUGCUGGUGUUCCAUGGCCAUGUUUCCCAGAGAUAAACUUCGAUGAUGGAGAUAGUCUCAAUUGGACAUGCGAAGGAAACCCUAACGCUGGUUUGGAAGGAGAAGUGAAGGCUUCAGGAGGGAUUUCUAAAGGGCAAGGAAAGAAAGCCAAGAAAGUCUCUUGUCCAACUCUGAUCAAGGGGCAGUGGACAGAAGAAGAAGACAGGAAACUAAUUAGGCUGGUGAAGCAAUUUGGAGUAAGAAAAUGGGCUCAAAUAGCCGAGAAGUUGGCCGGUAGGGCUGGAAAGCAGUGUCGCGAGAGAUGGCACAAUCAUUUACGGCCCGAUAUCAAGAAAGAGAGCUGGAGCGAAGAAGAGGAGAUGAUUUUGGUUGAAGCACAUUCCAAGGUUGGGAACCGAUGGGCCGAAAUCGCAAAACUCAUUCCUGGAAGAACUGAAAAUGCUAUAAAGAAUCACUGGAAUGCUACAAAAAGAAGGCAAAAUUCAAGGAGAAAGAACAAGCAAACAGAAAAUAAAAUUGCAAAGCCUCAUUCUUCAAUACUUCAAGACUACAUUAGAAGCAAGAACCUCAAAAACCCUUGCGCUACUACUGUAAUUACCUCUUCCCAUAGCACAGCCACAGCCAUCAAUACACCCUCAAGCUCCACCACAUCAGAUGAUCCAUCAAGCCAAUUCAACUACAUUCUCCCUGAAUUAUCUGAACCCACUGUGGAUGACUCUCCUCCAUUGAUCACUCAAACAUAUGAUGAUGAACUUCUCUUCCUACAAAAUUUCUUCACUAACAAUUCUAUGGAGCCGUCCGUAGAAGAAGUUGGAAUCAAGAAUCUAAUGGAAAUGGAAACCAGCAGCAAUGUUGAUCAUCAGCUCAAGAAUUCAUCAAUUGUCUUGGACCCUCUUGGUUUAUAUCAAAACAAUGGUGAUCAGCAGCUAGCUGAUGCAAGUGAUCAAUGUGACUUUUUUCCUUCUGCUUUGACGUCUACAAAUAUGGGCCCAAAUGGCCUCCAAGCAGAAGAGAGACCUACUACCCACCUAUAUUCAGAUCUUUAUCUCUCUUAUCUACUGAAUGGAGCAGCCGCAUGUUCGUCUUCCAUUGACUAUGGAUAUGGUAAUAGCAUGAACAUGGAGUUGGUGAUAGAUCAAACUUGUUCAAAUGGAAAGAAAGAGAUGGAUUUGAUAGAGAUGGUUUCUUCUUCUCAUUUCUCUCAAGGUAGCAACAGUACAUAGUUUAUGAUCAACCUCUAGCCAGCUUCUGUGGGUUUAACUAAUUAUGGUCCUUAAUUAAUGUCUCCCGUUUCUUAGUAUAUUAGGUUAAAAUUUUAAGGGUUCUAUUGGUUUUAGUUCAAGUUAUUGGCAUCAAUUGAGUGAGUCAGGCUAGGCAUGUGAGAUACAAUAGAAACUGUUAAAGAAUGAGAGAAGUUUGUUGUGGUUUGGUGAGUGGUGGUAGUGAGGAGCGUUUCUUGAUUUUAUCGUUGAGUAUUAUAAUGGUAUGUGGACAAGUGGUGCUUGUUUUCUGUU
This is a messenger RNA of Hevea brasiliensis (rubber tree), 1767 nucleotides long. RefSeq names its product transcription factor MYB64-like. Gene Ontology annotation, biological process: regulation of DNA-templated transcription. The transcript is spliced from 3 exons. Gene Ontology annotation, molecular function: DNA-binding transcription factor activity, RNA polymerase II-specific; RNA polymerase II cis-regulatory region sequence-specific DNA binding. The coding region runs from base 1 to 1476 and encodes 491 amino acids. NCBI's taxonomy places the organism in Eukaryota, Viridiplantae, Streptophyta, Magnoliopsida, Malpighiales, Euphorbiaceae. Gene Ontology annotation, cellular component: nucleus. The record is from RefSeq and is a predicted model, not a curated record.